CCAACGCGCAAGACACACAAUCUUGAAUCGAGGCGCAGGCAGCGCGACGCAGGCUGUAUGUAGUGCGGCAUGCCACAAAUCCAACAAUAUCACUUCCACAGCUCAAACCUGUGCUUCCUCUCCGGCCAACUCCUUUCAAGACGUCUCGCCCACACGCAAAAAGCUCGCUCUGAGAGGUUUUCCUCGACUGCAAGCAUGAAUAAAGGGCCAGUGUCCGUGUUCAGGCGGCGGCGCGCUCUGGCGAAGGCACUGGCUAUGGUAGCAUCGAUCAUCACCCUCUCUGCCCGCGCAGCACAGCUUCCAUUCUCGGCUCUGCCUUCCCAGACUCGCGCAGACCCGACACUCUUCCAUUCGGGGCACGAGCCUGCAUCUAAGUUGCGCCAUGCUUUGCUCCGCAUUUCAGCAUCAGCUCAUCUAGUGCAUGACCUGGCACGGAUAGCGGAGCAAGAUGCCGGUUUGGACGUCUGGAACUCCUUCAGGAGUCCUUGCGAGUCAGCUCAUUCGCAAGAUGCAAGUGGUGCGCUGCAGGGCUGCAUUGACCUAAGGCUCGUCACGCAUGGUGAAGAAGCUCCAUGCGAGAUGGCAGCCUCGAUGCUCCAGCUACGAGACUCCACCAAGUCAGGGGAAGAACGAAGUAUUCGAUGUCGCAUCCUCAGCAGAGAUCUAGGCGAGCUAUUCUCCGCACAGAUUCCCGCACUCAAGGCAGCUGCGAGCCAGACGCAGUCGGUAGAGUAUCCAGAGGAAUGGCUCGAGGAGUACCACGUAGUCGAGGACAUCGAUGCGCAUUUGGAUCAUCUUGCCGAGAAGUAUCCGAGUCACGUACAUUUACGCCAGCUUGGACAAACUUGGGAAGGCCGAAGGAUACGCAGCGUGACCAUCCACUCGGGCGGGAUAGGAAAUGGCGUCGGGGAGUCCGAAGGCAGACCAGUUCCGCAGUCCACCUUUGGAAAUUCUCUGAGAUGGAACCGCAAAGAAUACGAGCAGGCCGGUAUCAGUGCGGGAAGGAAGCGCAAAGUUGGACAGCAACGACCGCUGGAGCCGCACGCGGUGGUCAAACCACGAGUGGUUGUGGUGGCCGGUGCGCACGCCAGAGAGUGGAUCGCACCUGCAGUGUCUCUGCAGCUGAUGCAUAGUCUGCUCGAGACUCUGUCCAAUGCUCCCGAAAGCGCUUUGGGUUCGGAGCUUACUCCCCGCAGGCGAAGACACCGGUCCUUGCUGGAGACGUUUGAUCUCGUCUUCGUACCUCUACUCAAUCCUGACGGGUAUGCGCACACCUGGAGCGGGAUCGGCGCUGUGAACGAACGAGAUUCGUCAUCUCUCAUUACGAUGCUCGACGCUCGUCUUUGGCGCAAGAAUAGGCAGCGCACCAGGGGUUCUGUCAUUGGGUGUCAAGGCAUCGAUAUCGGCAGAGGAUUUCCUGCGCACUUCGCCUCAUCCUACAAUCCCUGCUCGGAGUCUUACUCCGGGUCGGAGCCGCUUGCUGCCAACGAGACCAUCGCACUCGCCUCUCUAUUGCGCCCGGCCACAGAAUCAGACGAAGGAAAGGUGGUCGCCUUCGUAGACCUGCAUUCCUAUGGCCAACAGCUCACAUACCCUCCUGCUUGGUCGUGCGACGCUCCGAAUCGAGACGAGGAGGAUUUGGAAGAGCUGAGCAUCGGAGCAGCCAGUGCUGCGCGUCGUGUGCAUGGGCGGACGUGGUGGAGCGGCAGAACAUGCGAUACACUGUAUGCAAGCACGGGUCAGGCAGUCGACUUUGCGUACGAUAGCGGUAUCAAGUGGUCCUUCAACCUGGAGCUGCGCGACGAAGGCGAGCACGGAUUCCUGCUGCCUGCCACGCAAAUCUUGCCGUCCGCCCAGGAAGCCGAGGCUGCCCUGGGCUACAUCUUGCACUUUGUCGCAGCGAAACUACGUGGCAAGGCGCCUGGAAGAGGGGGCAAGCACUAA
This is a messenger RNA of Ceraceosorus guamensis, 1944 nucleotides long. RefSeq lists its product as hypothetical. The record is from RefSeq and is a predicted model, not a curated record. The coding region runs from base 70 to 1944 and encodes 624 amino acids. Gene Ontology annotation, molecular function: metallocarboxypeptidase activity; zinc ion binding. Lineage: Eukaryota; Fungi; Basidiomycota; Exobasidiomycetes; Ceraceosorales; Ceraceosoraceae. The transcript has 8 exons. Gene Ontology annotation, biological process: proteolysis.